AUGUCCGAUUAUGAACAAGAACCCAAAUUUGCUAAUUAUUUUUAUGAUGCUCAAAGUUCAGCCAACCAAGUUAACAGAAGACAUGAAAUAAUGAAACGAAAAUUGGAUCAUAAUAUGCUGACUGCACUUCAAAAUGUAUUGGAAAAAUAUAUGUUAAAUCUUGGCAAGGAUAUGAGACAAUAUAAUCAACCAACAAUUGAUGAAGUAGCAGUAACUAAUAUACCUGAUAAUAUAGAAGAAAGAGAUAUUAUGCUUACUGUGCAUGAUAAUAAACUUAUAAGAAUAUCAGAAUUGCAUGAUGCAUAUGAUCCAUUACAAUAUCCUUUAUUAUUUCCAUCUGAUGAUGAAUAUGGCUGGCAUGAUGGAAUAUUAACAGCAAAUGUUCAAGGAGUUGAAGAAAUGAAUCCCAAUCAGAAGUAA
Molecule: messenger RNA, 420 nt
Organism: Diversispora eburnea
Lineage: Eukaryota; Fungi; Glomeromycota; Glomeromycetes; Diversisporales; Diversisporaceae
Source: the annotation of a GenBank genome assembly